CUCCCGCCUGCGAGAGCUGUCACAGGACGCAGGUUCGCGGCCCGCCCGGGGACCGUCGCCACAGAGACGCCACAGGCGCUAAAACGCGCGGCGCGCGUGGGCGUGUCUCGGCGGGGCCGCGCCGCACGCCCCACCCCGGCCAGGUCCGCCGUACCCAGGUCGAGCUCCAGCGCCGGCCGGUCGGCCGGGCCCGCGUGCCCUCGGCGGGCAACGCUGAGCGCGACAGCCGGUACGGGCUGGGCAUGACGGGAGUCCCUCAAGCAACCGCCUGCCGCUACCGCCGCCACCGCGUCCGCCCGAGUAGGCGCCGCUGACGCGCGGAGAUGAAAUUCCCGGCCUCCGUGCUGGCAUCCGUGUUCCUGUUCGUGGCCGAGACGACGGCGGCGUUCUACCUGAGCAGCACCUACCGCUCGGGCGGGGAUCGCAUGUGGCAGGCGCUGACGCUGCUUUUCUCCUUGCUGCCCUGCGCGCUUGUGCAGCUCACACUCCUCUUCGUGCACCGCGACCUCAGCCGCGACCGCCCACUGGUACUGCUGCUGCACCUGCUGCAACUCGGGCCUCUCUUCAGGUGUUUUGAAGUCCUCUGCAUCUACCUUCAGUCAGGCCACAAUGAAGAGCCUUAUGUCAGCAUCACUAAGAAGCGGCAGAUGCCAAGAAAUGGCCUCUCUGAAGAGAUUGAGAAAGAGGUGGGCCAGGCAGAAGGCAAGCUAUUUACCCAUCGAUCUGCAUUCAGCCGGGCUUCGGUGAUCCAGGCUUUCCUGGGCUCAGCUCCCCAGCUGACCCUGCAGCUGUAUAUAAGCGUUAUACAGCAGGACGUCACUGUCGGAAGAAGCUUCUUCAUGACUCUAUCCCUGUUGUCCAUUGUGUAUGGAGCCUUGCGCUGCAACAUCCUAGCCAUCAAAAUCAAAUAUGAUGAGUACGAGGUCAAGGUGAAGCCUCUGGCCUAUGUCUGUAUCUUCCUCUGGAGGAGCUUUGAGAUUGCCACUCGAGUUAUAGUCCUAGUUCUUUUUACCUCCGUCCUGAAGAGCUGGGUGGUUAUGGUCAUAUUCAUCAACUUCUUCAGCUUUUUCUUAUACCCUUGGAUCCUCUUUUGGUAUAGUGACUCCCCAUUCCCUGAGAACAUAGAGAAGGCUCUCACUCGGGUGGGUACCACCAUCGUGUUAUGCUUCCUCACUUUACUCUAUACUGGUAUCAACAUGUUCUGCUGGUCAGCUGUACAGCUGAAAAUUGACAGCCCCGACCUCAUCAGCAAGUCCCAGAAUUGGUACCAGCUACUGGUGUACUAUAUGAUGAGAUUCAUUGAAAAUGCCAUCCUUCUCCUCCUGUGGUAUCUUUUUAAGACCGACAUCUAUAUGUAUGUGUGUGCACCUCUGUUGAUUCUACAGCUGCUUGUUGGGUACUGCACGGCCAUUCUUUUCAUGCUUGUGUUCUAUCAGUUUUUCCACCCUUGCAAAAGGCUCUUUUCCACCACUGUUUCUGAAGGCUUUCAGAACUGGCUUAGGUGUUUUUGCUGGGCCUGCAGGAGGCAGAAAUCCAGUGAGUCAGUAGGAAAUACAGACUUAAAGUCAUCUAGAAGUGGAGAUGAGAUACCUUCUAGUGCUGGAAUAAGUGAGGAGCCCACUCAGUUCUUGAAUGCUGAUGAUAUAUGCUCUGCUUAAUGGGAUCCAAGGUCUCUCAGGGCACAGGCAUAUUGUUUUCUGGGUUUCAUACCCACUCUUCAUACAAGAAAUGAACCCUGCACAGGGAAAAAGGCAGGAAGUUAGCUGUCAAUUCUUUGUGACCUGCUUCUCUGUAUAGAGCUCUUGAGUAUUUAGAACUAUGGGGAGAAGCCAGGGAAACCUGUGAAUGUUGAAGAAGGGCACUACAGUUCCCAGGUGACCAUGUUACAUUCUUCUAGACAUUACUGGCCUUUUCAGUGACGAGGUAUCUCUGCAAUCUGAAUUGGGCUAGUUAAAUCCAUCAGGUAGAAUGAAGAGAGAGGCUUACUUGUUUUCUAGUUUUCUGGACUGUGUUGGUCUGGGUAGCCUUAUAAUUUAUUAUUCCUGAACAUAAUUUUCACCCUAGAACUAUCCUGAUGACCAGAGAAGGUUACUGGUGUUUUGCCAUCAUUAAUGUCAUUUCUGUCAGAGUUUACAGGGAAGGAUGUUCAGCUUUGGUUUUUGAAUAGACAGAUAUUCCAUUUUCAUCUCAUUAAGGUUCUUUGUACAUAGCCAACUGUAGUGCCCCCCGCCCCAGCAUGCUGUCUACUUGAUUCGAGAGCCUGGAUUUGGAUACUUUAUUGCUUAGCAUCCAUGGAUACAAAAAUGAAUUCUAAAUUUGACUAUGAAAACCUGUAAUUUCAGGAAAGUUCUUAUCUUUUGGUAUGUUGAAGAAAUUCUGUAUCAGGAGAGAUGUUAAAACAUCAAAAUGAUGGAGCUUAUAUAAGUAGAAUUCUUACCAUCCCAGAAUGGUUAAAUAUGUGAAUCUGCUCCAGGGUAGGCUUAAACCUCCUUAAGGUUCAGUCCUGUUGCAUGAUUCUGGGAAAUUUCUCAUAGAGUUUUCUAGGAUUCACAUUUUUAGGAAAGAAGAGAAUACAGUCUCCACUCUCACCUUCCCCUUCCUUGCCUGUCAGGAAAGUUUUACAUAAGAGUUACCUUGGUCGACAAGUUUUUCUGGUAUUUAGUCAUUUUCAUUUUUAUUUGAAGGAAGAGGGUUUUCCUCACCACCACCCCCAGUUAGAUACCGACCUCAGAGAACUUUUUUAAAUUGUAGAAAGAGAUGACCAUAUUUUUGUCUGUCAUUGAACACAUUUUGAUUUACCAUAAUUGUAAAUUAAUUUGAAAAAGAUUUCUAAUGUUAUCCUCCUAUACCCUUUCAUCAUCUGUAUAAUCUUUUUUUCUUUAAUUUGGAACCCUGUUUAUUUCAUAAAAGAGGAUUGGAUAACACAUCCUCAGUUGUCUUGGAAAAAUUCUUGUAUCCAAUACCACUAUUUCCACCAUUAAAAUAUUCAUAAUGAAGUACUUGGAAAUGGGUGACAGUAAAGAUCCUACCAAUUUAAAAUGGAGAUCAGAGUAAAAUCAGAGAAAUUUACAAAGGGGACUCUAUUUAUGGACUCUACGUAGUAUUUAACCAGAUGGAAUAUGGGUCCACGUCUCUGUAUUAACCUAGAAAAUGUAUUCAUCUGCCCAUCACACUUCUGAUAAUUUUCCUUUUGAAUUCUUGUUGGUGUCAAAUUUAUAAGUAAUUUCAUACGCACAGAUAAAAAUGCAAUUUGGUAAUCAAUUUCUGCUACAUUCAGGUGUCAAACAGUACAUAUUCUUUCAUAGGGCAUCUAUAUUGUUUAAUAUUUUUAUACAGUUCCAUAGAAAUAUAUCAAUAAGCUUCUAAACUGUAGAAAUUUAACUUUAGUUUUAUGAGAUGGUUUUUCUCAUUUCAAAUGUUCUUGGUUUAUCAGUAUUUGUGGUUUAAUAUUGUGGAGAUAUCCAUAAACAGAUUGUUGUCUAUUUUUAACCAAAUGAAAAUAAAACUCAAGAUUGUCUAUGUUCUGUCUGCUAGCACAUCAUCUAUUACUUACCCUAUUUUUAAUAGGCCUAAAAUAAGUAAUGAGCACACCUAAUCAAAAUGAGACUUCAUACAACAUAUACUUUCAUGCACUCUCCAAGUGCAUAGAUUACAAUUGUAAUCCACAGUAGCACCCUUCAAUGUCAAGACUGUGAAUAAAAUAAAGCUAAAAUACAUCCUUUUUUGACUAUUUCCUAGUUAACAAAAGGUUCAGUAAUGAUGAGGAGAACAGUGAGGCCAUUCCUAAUUCAUUCCAAGUGUUUCUUUUUAUCACAUCCAUUAGUUGCGUUCAUUGACACCGGAUAUUUCCAAGCUCUUUUGUGAGAAAGAUAUUUUCAAAUGUCUUGAAGGUUUGCAGUAGUUGAUGGUAGGGCUAAUCGUGACCCUUUUCCAUCUGAAAUACCUUCAAGUCAUGCCUUCGGAGUGAGGAGUGGGAGCAGCCGCCAGCCUGUCACUGACUGGAUAUGUUCAAAAUUGGACAGGGAUCGAGAAAUUGGUAUUUCUCAGCUUUGGUUUGGAAGCCUGUCUUAAAAAUCAUUACAAAGUCUUAAUCUUCAAAUACAUUUUAAAUCACUUUAGGUCAGUGGUUUUCAACCUUCCUAAUGCCACGACCCUUUAAUACACUUCCUCAUGUUGUGGUGACCCCAACCAUAAAAUUAUUUUCAUAUACCUGUAUUUGUACGGGGUAUAUAUAAUGGUUUUAGGUAACCCCUGUGAAAGGGUCGUUCGACCCCCAAAGGGGUUGCGACCCACAGGUUGAGAACCGCUGGUUUAGAUGAUAAGUAAGCACCUUUAGUGACCCCAAACCAAACUACUGCCCCGUUUCCCCGAAAAUAAGACAUCCUUCGAAAAUAAGACCUACUUACAGGAAAGAUAAGAUGUCCCCUGAAAAUAAGACCUAGCACAUCUUUGGGAGCACACCUUAAAAUAAGACACUGUCUUAUUUUCGGGGAAACAGGGUAGUGAUGUUGUGUCAGAUUCCCAAAGCCUAAUUCACACAUUGAUAAGGACAGAAGUUUGAUAACUAAAUUGGACACUUUGUCAAUUUUAAACCCUUGCUAUACGAGUACCCUGUCUUUGGGGACACAUACGUCCAUUCAUUUUGGGUGAGGGAAAUAAGUGCUUUUUUAUCUUGCAUGGUGAAAAUAUAAGUUAUGGUAAACUAAGAAUUUUUGUAUUUAAAUUAUAUCUUUGAAAUGGCAAAAUUGCAAUUCACACUGCAGAGCUAGUCGUCCUAAAAGCAUAAAAUAAGCCAGAAAAUUUCCUUAUGUUUUGAGAGCUAAAAUGUGUUUUUCAGUUAUAAUUUCAAUUUGUCAAACUCUCAGUGCUUUGUCUAAUUAAUCACAUACCAUAACCUGUCAUGAGAGCUGCUCCAAAUGAAUCACUGUCAUUUGGCUGAAUGGGGGUAAAAUAUUUCCUCAAAAUAUAUUGAAAUAAGUUUACCAAACAUGUUUAGAUUUUCUCUCAUCAUUAGAAGAGACAGCCAAAUAUAGAGGUUUGCAUCUCCCUGUCCAGCCCUGUAAGUUGCUUAAUUGCUGCAUGCUUCAGUUUCUUCGCUUACCAAAUUUGGAUAAUACGCUUGUCCAACCUACCUCACCAGAUUAUCAGAAAUAUUAAAUAAUAGGUGUAUAAAUACUUUGAAAAUAUUUUUAAAGUACCAUCCAUAUUUAAAGAGUUAUUAUUAUAGUUAUUAGAGUCCAUAAGCAGGUUAUUACUAUUUUUUUACUGUUUGAAAAGAAGUAAGUAGUGUCAUCCACAUAGUUGUCUUGAGUGCAUAUCUGAGACUUUGGCCUUCUCAACAGUUGCCCUUUGUCUUACCAACCAGUUGCUUACAAAAAUUAGCACCCAAGACUCGGCGCCUGUAGCUCAAGCAGCUAAGGCACCAGCCACAUACACCAGAGCUGGCGGGUUUGAAUUUAGCCUGGGCCUGCCCAAGAACAAUGACAACUACAACCAAAAAAUAGCCAGGCAUUGUGAUGGGCUCCUGUAGUCCCAGCUACUUGGGAGGCUGAGGCAAGAGAAUCGCUUAAGCCCAGGAGUUGGAGGUUGCUGUGAGCUGUGAUGCCAUGGCACUCUACCCAGGUCAAUAGCUAGAGGCUCUGUCUCAAAAAAAAACAAAAAUUAGAACCCAAGCACAAUGGUACUUGGAGGACAAAGACCAACUGAAUCUGAGAACGUGAUUCUGAUGGUAAAUGAGUUUAUCAUUUUAGUAUAUUCAUGUACAACAUAGCACCAUGUUUUGAUAAUUGUGAUUUACAACAUGAAUGCUUGAUUCAAGUCAUUAACUGAAUUUGAGUUUAAUCUUUUCAGCCUUGUAAAUGGGAAAAUAAACAUUAAAAUUGAUUGUUAAACAGCAUUUCCUUGGAAACCACCUUAGAACAUUAGUGCUAUGGUUAUCAGUGUAUGUGCCAGUACUCCUCAGCCAAUACAUUGUGGAUGUGAGCUUUUGUCAACUGCUUCUCUGCAGUCAUUGACUGUAAUAAAUAUUGUUAUGUUUCUUCAUAUAAUAAAUUAAUUUUUCAAUU
Molecule: messenger RNA, 6065 nt
Organism: Nycticebus coucang (slow loris)
Lineage: Eukaryota; Metazoa; Chordata; Mammalia; Primates; Lorisidae
Gene: XK
Product: X-linked Kx blood group antigen, Kell and VPS13A binding protein
Exons: 3
Coding region: 324-1658 (444 amino acids)
Cellular component (GO): membrane
Source: RefSeq, a predicted model, not a curated record